Malus domestica (apple) is the source of this 810-nucleotide messenger RNA. RefSeq lists its product as uncharacterized. Lineage: Eukaryota; Viridiplantae; Streptophyta; Magnoliopsida; Rosales; Rosaceae. The record is from RefSeq and is a predicted model, not a curated record.
UCUAGUAAUGUAAGACCUAGCCUUACUUUCUGACUUGGCACACAGUUCUCCUCCUCGUCUAUAUAAACCCUUCUUACUUCCUCUCUUGGCACACCUCUUUCAAACCCUCAAAACCCUCUCUCUUUAUAUAAACACAACAAAGAAACUGGGUGCAGACACUACUAGCUAGUAGAAAUCAAUUAAAAUGGAGAUCGACCCGACAACAUACUACGACAACUUGAAGAGGUACUGGAGGAGGAGAAGGUACCAAAGGAUGAAUGGUGAGACCAGAAAGAAGAUGAGGGUCACCAGGCUCGGCGGAGGAGCUAAAGGGAGCAACAGUCCUAGGCGGAGUUGGAAGCUCAAGACCAAGCUGAGGUUUCUGAAGUUUGUUUCACCAAUAAAACUUUUGGCAAAGUUGCAUAAUGGUUACGUUGACAUGAUGAUUCGGAUGGCGGGCAAGGCCGGGGGUGUGGGAAGGAUUGCCGCGAAGAAGAUUGCAAAACCCCAAGACCAGAUUUCAAUGGCUUCUUGUGGUGACGAAUUAGUUGACAGCAGAUUGGUUUUGGAGAUUUACAAGAGGCUGGCUGCUUCUCGCCAACUAGCAGCUGGCUGCUGAUUCGAAUUCAGAUAUACAUUUAGUUUCAUAUUUACUUCACUUUUCUUCCUGUUUAUCAGAAGUCUGAAAGUUAGGCUGUUUGAGACAGUGACGUUGUAAUAACUAAACAGUUUGUAACUGUAAAAAUGUUCUCCUCACUCCUCAUGGGACCUUUUGAAGUACUCAUCAAGUGUGUUUAAAAUUUAGAAAAACUAAUGAAAAGGGUUUGAAAA